ACGCUUAAGCUUUUGACUGCCUUCUCUGCAUUUCUGUACUUUCUCUCUCACCCACUUUCCUCUGCUUCUUCUUCUCCCGAAAGCUUCCCCUCCGAUUCGAUCUCAGUCUCUCACGCACGGAUUAAGCUCAUCACGCUCUCCGAUUGGCUUUCGCUCUCUGGGGUUUAAGGAAGAGGUUGUGGAGAUCUAUCGAUUUGGUGGAGGGUUAAGACCGGAAAAGCAUGCGGUGGUUGCUGACCCGUUCUGUUGAUGUGUUUCGCAAAGUUAUCUCUUUGAAUUUAUACUGUAGAGUUAUUCUGUAAUUGUUCUUUGUUUUAAGACAGUGGAUUAGUGAAUACUCUUCGGUUUCGAGCCAUUUUUAACUCCUGAUUAUUCUCCAUGGGAUCCUCUUUUUUCAUCGUCGUUCCUUGGUAUGUCCGUCAGAUUAGUUGAAACUCCAGAUCAAAAUCCCUUUUCCUGAAAUUCUGUUUCAGUCCAUUUUCGGCCUUUUUCAGUUUUAGCUUUGUCUAGCCGUUUUUUCGUAUUCUCUUUGAAUCUCGGUAUUCUGCAAACUCUUUCGUUUCGUUGGUUAAGUCUCUUGUUUCCAGUGAUCAAUCAGCUUGAGUCUGUUUUCUUGAAAUUGUGGUGUUUUGGAAGUCUGUUCGUCUUCCUAAAUCAUAUUCAAGUGCUGGGAAAUUGUUUAGUUAUGGUAAGCCAAGCAGCGAGCCAAACAAGAUUUCGAGCAUUGAAACAUGAAAAUGGGAUUGAUGGGAGCGCCACCAUAGUUAUUAGAGUAAUAGCAUGCUUUCAACCUCUUCAGGAUUGCCAGGCUGAAUAUUUUCGUCAUUUGCUGAAACCUGUCACGUAGAUACUUUCUGUGCUUUGCGUUCAAAUUAAGCUGGAGAUUUUAGUUUUUUUUCAUUGCUGCGGAAAGAGACAUUAAUCAACUGUUUCUAGUUGUACAUACGACUUUCUGGUAGUUGAUUUGAUUGGAUGGGUGAAUUCGGAUCUUGGAUUCACCAGCCGCAUGAUCGGCGACCGCCCGAUCCAUAUACCUUGGGUGCUCCUUUUGUCUUGGGGCAACAGAACUUCAUUUCUGCAUAUAGAAACCCUGGCACUAGUAUGCUGUUCACAAAUGGAACUUUGCCAGUGUAUGCAUCAUCUGGGUUGCCCCAUCCACAAGUUGGCAGAGCAAAUGAACCUCAUGGUUGGUUCUAUUGCUUGCCCAGUAUCCAACAGGCAUUCGUGCCUGCUACACACACUGUUCUCAAAGAGAAAGUUUCUACUUGCUCCUUCCAAGACCCUAAGGAGACAUUGAUACCCUGUGUAGACCCUGACAGUAAACAGAAGAGAUUGCUUGUCAGCAAUCCGUCAGGGGAUCAAACAAGUUUGGUCUUUAAUUCUGGAAUAGUGAAUCCUUUGCAGUGCCCUACUUCUUGGGAUGGGUACCAACAAGGUGCAUACCAUGUGAAUGGGAAUGAUCAUGCAUCUAAUAGAGAUUUUCCAAACCUCUCGGGAGCAAUUUUGACUGAUGAGUUUAAAGGAAAUGAUGAAUCUGGUGCUGAAAGUGAGAUGCAUGAAGACACAGAAGAACUGAAUGCAUUGCUCUACUCAGAUGAUGAGAGCGACUAUACCGAGGACGAUGAAGUUACUAGCACAGGUCAUUCCCCUAGUACAAUGACAGUUCAUGAUAAGCAGAAUUGGUUUGAAGCAAGGGAUGAAGAAGUUGCUAGUUCUUGUGGAAUAACUAAAAAGCGGAAGCUAUUUGAUGGAGGUUAUGAUGUGCCAUCCAUAAUGGACACUGCAACUUCCAAGAAUCCCGACAGAUCAGCUGAGUUAGAGGAUGAUGCAGAAUCCAGUUGUGCCCGCAACAGAAGUUCCGGGUCUAGAGAAUUGGAUUCCUUGUCCAGCAACAAGAAGAUGAAAAAGGACAAGAUACGCGAGACAGUGAGCGUUCUGCAGAACAUAAUUCCUGGUGUCAAGGGAAAAGAUGCAAUGGUGGUGCUCGAUGAAGCCAUCCUCUACCUAAAUUUGCUGAAGGUUAAGGCCAAAGCUUUUGGACUCGAGUCUCUCUGAGUCCCAACCUAUCUAUCCAAGUAUACAGUAGAUUUCCAGUAGCAGUUUGACAUUAUCAGUUCUAAUCGUUUAGAAACAGUUGAUGUGAUUGUGGAGAAUAAGUUGCCUGGUUGGUGGUGUGUAUGCGUUGCUUGUAGAGAUGGUAGGACAUGAGGCGUGUUCCAGCUAGGGUGGUGGUGAAAAUUGUUGCUUGAAGUUGAACCCCUCUUGAAGUAUUUUCUUCAAUGAUUGGGUAGGAUUGGAAAUCAGCGGAGCUUUGGGGUUGGAUAUCAUGAGCAAGAAGGGAGUGGUGCUUUACAUAAUGUCCCAAUAAAGGGCGGUGAAUCAUGGUUUUAGGUUUAAGAGAAAGUGACGAGCGCACCUGGGCAUGGGGUGAAUUGAAAGACUCGGUAGUUUUAUUCUGGAGGGCCCCUACCCCUAAAGAGAAGAGAAAGAGGUGCACGCUCUUGGUUGUAUUUGGGUCCCAACUCUCACUUUCUCCUCCCUUUUUGUUUACUUGUCCAUGUUUAUCAUCUGUGGAGCUCUCCUCUUUACUGAUGUCCAAGUUUCCACGAGCAAGAGCGCGCCUUCUCCACUCCAUCAUGCAAAUGGGGCCGAUUGGGAGGCCGGCCGAGGGCCCUAAUCCCACCAUUUCUCGUGUCUAGCCAGCCAUGUGACGGAGACUAAGCGUAUCGGAUUUUCACUGUAAACGUGACGGUGAAUAGACUUUGUGAUAUGAGGAUAAUGGGGUUGGAUAUUAAUGUUGUAAUAAAAGAGAGGGGAAGUGUGAUGAUGUAUUCGUGUUGGGUGUAAUUUAAGUUGGGUUGGUGUUAUGUUGUCUUGAUGUUUAUGUACUUACGUCGCAUGCACGCGUUUGGUGAUAUGAGACAGUGAUGUGUUGUGUGAUUCUUGAUUUGUGUUGUUGCAAAGUUUCUUUCAUUAUGGGUGUUUCGGGGACCACGGAGUUGCAUACUUGCAUUAUUAGCUUAAGACUGUAAGGAGGAAUAAUAAAUAACUUCUAUG
Molecule: messenger RNA, 3057 nt
Organism: Fragaria vesca subsp. vesca
Lineage: Eukaryota; Viridiplantae; Streptophyta; Magnoliopsida; Rosales; Rosaceae
Product: transcription factor bHLH143-like
Exons: 4
Coding region: 973-2055 (360 amino acids)
Source: RefSeq, a predicted model, not a curated record